AUGACAACCUCUCCACCACCCUCAACCCUGCAUCAUGCGCCUCUCCCGCCUCCCAGCUCUCUCAGGCUGCUCCUCCACUCUUUCAAGACGUCUUUACUCUUCAUCGCGUACCAUACAAAAAAACGACGUUCUCUUUCUACGCCAACAGGGCCUCAGAGCUCCGAAAUGGCACCUUACGUCCCCUCUUCGCGCCGACAACCUUCUGGACGCUCUCUCACUAUACAUGAGCCGACUUUGGCUUCUUACAUCAUUAAUAGCCCACGACAAGCUACACCGAUCUACCCCCAUCAUGCCAAUACUAUCGUGUCACUACUCGACUUGAACCUUUCCCGACCUGGUGAGGAAGAAUACGACUUAGACACCGACCAAACCCCUUCGCAGUUCGAAAUAUUUGAAGCUGGUACAGGUAUGGGGAGCUUGACGCUGCAUCUCGCUCGUGCCCUUCAUGCAGCCAACACAGCUGUGCCUCCAAGCCUACGUGAUUCUCUUUGCACUGCGCGCUACAAGACCGACGAAUUUGGCCUUGAACUUUCCGAGGAAGAUCAAGCUGCCUAUGACUCCUACCGCUCUAGUCGCCGAGCUGUACUACACACUCUAGACCGCAAUCACAAGCACUCGCGUGCUGCACACAAACUAGUACGGCAAUUUCGCCGUUCGCUUUACUUCCCCACCAUCGACUUCCAUGUCGGCUCCAUUGACGAGUAUAUCUCGUCCCGUCUGGCAGAGACGGAUAACCAACCUUUCCUCUCCCACGCUAUUCUUGACCUUCCAUCCGCCCACGAUCAUGCUUCUCAUGUCAUUCAGGCUCUCCAUCCCAACGGCCUUCUUAUCAUAUUCACACCCUCAAUCAGUCAGAUUGCCGACUUUCAAACCUGGGUUCUCCGAACACGUCAGCCAAUGCGCCCCGAAAGAGUCAUCGAGCUUGAGGUAUCGACGACAGCGGACGGUGUCCUCGAUACUGGCGGUGGUAAGGAGUGGGAUGUUAAGACUGUCAUCCCUAAAGAAACCCCCGACGGCGCCCCCGUGCAAGUAAUGCGACCCAAGGUGGGUGAUCGCGUUUCUGGCGGUGGGUUUGUAGCUGUCAUGAGGCGAUGGCCUGUCAGUCAGAUGUCCUCUCAGGUUGAGUCUGCAGCCCAAGAAGAGGGGAACACUGAUCCAAAAGAAGCGCUUAUGUCUGAUGAUACGGUUGAUACUGAGCCAGAUAAAAGUGCAUCAAGUUUAUAG
This is a messenger RNA of Fusarium sp. VM40, 1224 nucleotides long. The record is from the annotation of a GenBank genome assembly. NCBI's taxonomy places the organism in Eukaryota, Fungi, Ascomycota, Sordariomycetes, Hypocreales, Nectriaceae.